Nerophis lumbriciformis (worm pipefish) is the source of this 3342-nucleotide messenger RNA. The record is from RefSeq and is a predicted model, not a curated record. NCBI's taxonomy places the organism in Eukaryota, Metazoa, Chordata, Actinopteri, Syngnathiformes, Syngnathidae.
AUGUGGCUGAACCCGGAGGAAGUGGCGCUGAAGAACGCGUUGAAGCUGUGGAUCACCGAGCGGAGCAAUGACUUCUUCCUGCUGCAGAGGAGGAGAGGCCGCGGGGAGCCCACCGGGAAGAUUAGCGGCCUCCUGGUGGGGGCGCUAGACACAGUGCUGGACUCCAAUGCCAGGGUGACGCCCUUCCGAAUCCUCCUCCAGAUUCCGGGCUCGCAAAUUAGUUGGAUCAUCGCAAGUGGAGCCGCCAUGGAGGAAGUGAACAAGCACUGGGAUUGGCUGGCCCACAACCUGCUGCACUCGCUGUCUGUCUUUGAGAACAAGGAGGACGUGGCUAGCUUUGUCAGAGGAAAAGUCAAGGGUCUGAUCGCCGAGGAGUCCCGAGGUCGUCAGGCGGCCCAGGAGGACGACCCUGAGAAGUUCCGCGAGGCACUGCUGAAGUUCGAACGCCACUUCGGAUUGCCGACGUCCGAGAAGCUGGUCACCUUUUACUCGUGCUGCACAUGGAAGGGGCGAGUGCCGCGCCAGGGCCUCCUCUACCUCAGUAUCAACCACAUGGCUUUCUACUCCUUUCUUUUGGGAAAGGAAGUCAAGUUUGUGAUUCCAUGGGCGGAUGUGAUUCGGCUGGAGCGGGUCUCUGGCGGCUUCAUGACCGAAGCUGUCCGGGUGAGCACCAGGCAACGGCAGAGGGACUUUUCCAUGUUUCUCAACCUGGACGAGGCUUUCGGAGUACUGGGGCAGCUGGCCGACAUCGCCUUGCGCCGGCUGCUGGACAGCGAAGGUCUGGAGUUGGACCGAGUGCUGCAGCAGCCGGCUCGCAUCACCAAGAGGAUCCUGGAGGAGCAAGCAUUGCGGGAGUACGUUCUGGCGCUUUUUCGCCUCCCUCGCAGCGAGCGACUCCACGAGGUGGCUUCGUGCUCGGUGUGGACGCCGCACGCCCGCUGCCACACGGCCGGCACGCUCUACACUACAGACAGCUACUUGGGAUUCUCCAGCCGGGAGGAGGGACAAUGCCUUCUCCUCAUACCGCUUUCAGAGGUGGUGUCCGUGGAAAAGGCGGAGAGCACGUGUGCACUUCCCAACCCAGUGAUAGUGAGCGUAAGAUCCAAGAAGGCCUUCCAAUUCAUAGAGCUGCAAGAGCGUGACGACCUGGUGGAGAGUCUGGACUGCCGGUUGCGAUCGUUGCACCUCAAACAGUCGGCGUUUCGCACCAGCAGGAGUGCGAAGAGGACUGCGAGCUGUUCCAAUCCCUACUACACCUUCUACUACGACACUGCGUGCUCGGAUGAAGAUGAGAUGGAGGAACAGGUCCUUCGGAACACCGUCAACAGUCAAGCUCUCAUGACGGCAUUUCAUCACAGCACACCAGGAAUGAACAACAAGAAUACAGAAGUGGUGAAGGAAAAGCUCUGGGAAGAUCACUUCGUCGAGUUCGGCCGCGGCGUCCACAUGUUUCGCACUGACAAGGUUCAGCGAUUGGUCGCCAUGGGUAUACCGGAGUCGCUGAGGGGCGAGCUUUGGAUGAUGCUCUCGGACGCGUCUUCCGAUCUAGACUCGCAUCCGGGCUACUACGCCGGCUUAGUGCAGACGUCCAUGGGUCAGACUAGCCUGACCACCGACGAGAUCGAGCGUGACCUCCACCGCUCCUUACCGGACCAUCCCGCAUUCCAGAACCCCACCGGCAUCGCAGCGCUCCGCCGCGUCCUCACUGCCUAUGCCCACCGCAACCCUAAGAUCGGAUACUGUCAGUCGAUGAACAUUCUGGCAUCUGUUCUGCUGCUGUACGCUAAAGAAGAAGAAGCGUUCUGGCUGCUGGUGGCCGUCUGCGAGCGGAUGCUGCCCGACUACUUCAAUCGCCGUGUGAUUGGUGCCCAAGUCGACCAAUCUGUGUUCGAGCAGCUGAUCAGUGAGCGCCUCCCUGAUCUGGCCGAUCAUUUUCCGGACCUUUCCACGCUGUCGUCUGUGUCGCUCUCCUGGUUCUUGACAGUCUUUGUCAGCGUGCUGCCCUUCCACAGUGCUGUAUGUGUCGUAGACUGCUUCUUCUUCCACGGCAUCAAGGCCAUCUUUCAGCUGGCUCUGGCCGUACUGGAGGCCAAUGCCGCCAGUCUCUGCGCCCGGGUGGACGAUGGCCAGGCACUUAUGGUUCUCGCCAGUUUUCUAGAGCAUGUUGGAAACGACCAGUCUUGUCCUGGUGAAUUCUCGCAGCCCCAUUCGGAUGGCAGUGGCAAUAACAUGCUGGACGCGACUGCUGCGGGCAGAGUCAAUAUAACACAACUUAUCAUUGAUGCCCAUGAACGGUUCGGGGACCUGACGGUGAGGAAGAUUGAGAGGCUGCGCUGUCGCCACAGAAUCCGGGUCCUGCAGGCGCAUGAGGACACCACCAAAGAAAAUGCACUACGAGUGGUGACGCCAGAAGUUUCCAUCCCUGCAGAGAUUCUGGCGGAUAUUUACGACCUCUUUAAGACAGAACAUUUCAUCAGCUUGUACUGGGGCGACAUCAGCGCGGUGGCGGCAGCGGAGGCAGCAUCCUGGCGGCGCGGCGUCUCCUACUUGGAGCGCAGAUAUCGACUGGACUUGCCGCAGUUCAAGAGCCUGUACGGUCUGCUAGCCCCGUGGCCCGCGGGUGGCUGCCGGCGCCACACUGACACACUGGCCCGCCGAACCUUCACCCUGUUGGACUCGGAGAGACGCAAUCUGCUCUCCUUCAGGGAUUUUGCCCUCUGGCUGGAUACUUUGUACUGUGGCGAGCUGAGUGACAAGGUGAAGCUUUUGUACCGUCUCCACUUGCCUCCAGUUCUGACAGACAGUGAGGUGCACUCGUCCACAAAGACGCCUGCCGUGGCAGCGACUGACAGGCCCCUUUAUAUGGGCAUGGCCUCAGAAAGGGCUGACGGGAAAGGGGAGAAGGUGAAGGACUACCAGGAACAGCUCAAGCAGAUGCUACGGGAUUUGGGGGUGGACAAAGACAAAGAUGGCAACCAGCCCACCCCACUCAUGAAACAGCACGAGUUCAUCCAGUUUUGUAAGACACUCUGCAGCUUGUUCCAUGGCGACCCAGAGGAGAAUGAGCUCUUCCAGGCCAUCGCCAAGGUGACCAGCCUGGUGCUACAGAUUGGCGAGGCCACCACCAAACCGGCGGGCCCGGAUGGGGACCGGGAAGCGCUUGUGUCCUAUGACGACUGGACCAUCAGCCUAGCACAGAUUGUGGCGUCUUUGCUAACCGAGCAGACUCUGGUCAACUUCUUGGAGAAACCUGGCGACUUGGGCAACCGUAUCGCUGCUGCUAAAGAGAAGCAGUACCAGCAGAGAGCGCCACUGCUCGCGCUGCAGCACCCCAAUCGCUAG